Messenger RNA from Suillus plorans, 1148 nucleotides. RefSeq lists its product as uncharacterized. The transcript has a single exon. The record is from RefSeq and is a predicted model, not a curated record. NCBI's taxonomy places the organism in Eukaryota, Fungi, Basidiomycota, Agaricomycetes, Boletales, Suillaceae. The coding region runs from base 310 to 984 and encodes 224 amino acids.
UUUGCGGAGCUUCAAAUCUAACGAUCAUUGCUGUUGCAUUGCUGUCUGCUUGGUUUCCUCAAAGCUUGUUGUCAGUCCAAGCACCACACAUCCCUGGAAUCCACUAGGAUCCCUUUAUUUAUCUUUUCCCUUCAGCUUGGAUAGUGCUUGUCAAAGUGCUAUGACCAUGGCAGUCACAGUAGCCACACUUCUCGACUAUAAAGCUAGGUCGCGUCAUGGUGGCACAAACCAUCGUCUUGCAAUCAGUGUGUCUACUGUAUUUUCUUGUAUCCAUCAUCAUCACAUCAUCCCUAACGACUGUGCACCAUAAUGUUUCCGUUUUCCGUCCCAGUCUAUGAACCACCUCCCUACGCCCUUUCAGGUCUCAGCUUUUCGCAGCUGCCGAUGUACACACAACGUUACCUGCAAUUCAUUGCAAAAUCGGUACCUCCUGAUGUCCCUGAAGUGGACUCUAUUUCGGACAAACGCUCAAUUAUAUCAAUGGCUCUCUUCAGGAGUCUCAUAGGGAAUGACAUGGCCCUCGUUCGUCAGCGGGAUAAUGCCAUCGCCAUGGCCCGUAAACUUCGAAGAGGCAUCCCACCUCAGGCUACUACACAAUGGCACUUGGAAGAGCAGCUCACGCGCAUCCAAUUUGUCUUGGAUACAUUGCUGCCAGAGCGAGAGCUCAUCUUCAACGAAUUCAUGAUCAAGUUUGACGCGCUCGUCUGGCUAGAUCAAAGAAGAUGGGAGAAUUGCACCUCUGAAUCUUGGCAGAAGUACAGGGACGCGCUGCUGGAACCCAUUCUUGACCGUACAAGCACACAGCUUACCAGGAUCGCACAGGGCAAAUCCAUCGAGAAUAUGCACGUGAUCAAUGGAUAUACCUACCGGGCGCCUUCCUUACCAUACUCGCCAUCGGGUUCAUCCCGUGCAAGCCGCGCACGAUUCAGGAGAUCUGCAGCCUGUGGACCUGAAUUCAGAGAGGAUCGGCACAGGGGAUGUUAAGCCGGCAUUCAUAAAGGACUUAGGUAUUAUACUGUCUACAAAUUGAACAAUCGAACAUUUCAUUAUGCAACGAAGCGCACUCAUUAACGCUGUUACAUACGUACUCCUAUGUAGUUGCUUACACUAGGAUGCCUGUACAGCAUUGUAAUCGUUAUCUCUCCAGU